UCGACAACCGGGGGGUGGGGGUGGGGUGGGGUGGGGUGGGGUAGGGCGGGGUAGAUGUGGGGUGGCCUGCUCCGGACCCUGGACAACAGUACGGUGGCCCCGAUCCUCGACUGAGAAAGUCUGGAGAGGAAAUAGCCAGGGCGGUCCGCCAGGUGAGCCUGGCACAGAGAACACACCUGUCGGAAGUGAAAGACUUUUCCCGGCGUCAGAAGAGGCGACUGCUCGCACCGUGACACAGCAGGAACAGAAGUCCUCGGCCGCCAACACCGCCAUAACACAGCAGCGCAGUCCGAAGCACGACAAACCUCAAGAAUCAAACUUUUAACCGACAACACUGUGCCAGUAAAAACAGGAAAACAAAAAGAACUUUUAAAAGUAUACAUUCUUUAAAGUUUAACUGGUGCCUCUGUUAGCUGGUUAUAACAAAAAAAAAGGACUUUCACUUCGUGCCUUUUAGCUACGCUAAAACAAUAAUAACCGAAUAUAAAUCAAAUUUAUCUAUCAAUCAAAUUUUAUUUAUACAGCUUAUUUCACGGCGAUUUGUCACAGAAUAUCACGUUCCACAUUAGAUCGUUGUUGUCCGUUUGGCUCCGCCCACUUCUCCUCUCUGCUGGGGCGGGGGGAGGGGGGGGGGGGAGGUUCAUCGGUCUUCAUGGAGUCGCCCUUCUCCUUCCCGCUGCGGGGGGAGGCCGGCUUAGUCCCGCUGGGGCUGGAGCUGCCGGGGAAGUGCCUGAGGGCGACGAGCUCGCGCCGCAAGCGGGAGUUCAUGCCGGACGAGAAGAAGGACGCCUCCUACUGGGAGAAGCGCAAGAAGAACAACGAGGCGGCCAAGCGCUCGCGGGAGAAGCGGCGGGUGAGCGACUACGUGCUGGAGGCGCAGCUGGCGGCGCUGAGUGACGAGAACAUGCGCCUGCGGGCCGAGCUGCUCGCCCUGCGGCUGCGGCUGGGGCUCCAGUGGCCCGGGGCGCCCCACCACCAGGGGGCGGGGCUGCUGCCGCCGCUGCCGCCGCUGCCCCUCCCGCUCCCGCUGCCCGCGCCGGCGCCGGCCCCGAACCUGCCCCCCCUGCCCCCCCGCACCCUCCCCAGCCACGCCGAGAGGGACGUCUGCUGGGGGGGCGGGGGGAGCGCGGAGGGCGGAGCCUCCUACCAGAGCCCCGUCCCCAAACCCGCGCCCGUCGGCUCGGCCUUCACGCCGGCGCGCUCUACCGUGCGGAGAGGGUACCCGUACUUUUUCGACAAGUACGCCCCCUUCCCUCCCGCCCACCACGUGCCUUUUCUCCUGCCCACUCUGCUGCCCCCUAACCCCUCGGCGUCCUGGGGCGGCCCCGCCCCGCCCAGGCCCGGCCCGGGGCCGAAGGUCAGCUCCGAAGAAGAGGAGGAGGAGGAGCAGCAGGUGCCCGCGGCCUCUGAGUGUGACCCCCGCUCCGCCCUGCCGCACAAACUCAGGCUGAAGGGGCGUGGCCUGCCGGGCCGGGAUCCCGCCGCGUCUCCCCCGGCAACCAAGCUGCACACGCGUGGCUCGGAACACCGCAGCUGGAACACUGAGCACUGCUGAAAUGGACAGUAUUUCAAAAGUGUUUUUUUUUUUACUUUUUUUUUUUUGCUCGUUGCAUGACUGCUUUGGCAAAUUCUUUAAAAUCCUGUUGUUUUUCAAAGUGCACAAGCAUCCAAGUAUCUCGUUCCAGCAAGAAGAAGUAAAAAAAAAAAAAAAAAAAAAAAAGGGGGAAAAAGUCCCUGUUUGGGUCAAUUUUUGUGAUUGGCUCUGAACCGUGCAUAAAUAAUUUCUGCAAUUAUCAUGUGACUAUGACACAGGCUACAUGGCUUCAGCCUUUAAGGCAGGGAUAAUAUUUCAGUUAAAGACCUGUGCGGCUUCCUUGCCUUUUCGUACUGGACAAAAACCUCUGACUAUAAAAACAUCAUAUCUUAAACAUUAUUUAUUUACCCAGGGAUUAAUGCCAUCGAGGCAAAAUGUCAGUAGCUAACUCAAUUAAAAACUAUUUCAGAAUCAGUGAUCAGAAUUCCUGAUUUAGAAUUGGGGUCAAUUUAUUUCCAAUUCGGACAAUGAAUUGAAAUCCAGUACAUUCAUUGAAAAGCGUUAUGUGUCAUUACGUUAGGCUCCAUACCUCGCAGGAGCGCCGGGGGGGGGGGGCGGGAGGGGUGUCUGGGGGUUUGCUACCUUUGUAGUUUUAAAAAAUAAUUUCAUCUUUUGCAUCACCUGGGUGACAAACCAUCUGAGGCUCACACCUCUUUGGUUUUCUCUUAAUGUGACAUCACACCGGCUCCUGCUGCUCUCAGACACACGGGUUAGACAGGGGUAACUUGUGAAGCGUAUCAUGGCAGAUCCUUCGUAAAAUGCACUAUGCAAAGAAAAAUGAUGACUGAUUUAUUCAUUGAUUGACAGGCGCAUGGGCUAGUGGUCAGUCUACACGGAUCUGUUCAACUGUGCAUUAAGUACAAUUGCAUUAUGUCGCAUUACGCACACACCAGAGAUUACUGUAUGAUUACAGAGGCGGUCUGUUCCACUGGGUUCAUAAGCAGGAUGUCAGUUAUUAUGGCUGUGUCUGCACCAUCGGGAAGAAGUCUGAUUAUCGUCACAUGCAAAGCCUGCUUUCCACGUUUUAAAAAAUAAAUCAUUUUCAAAGCCAAUUUGAAUAAUAACAUCACUCUCUCUUUUCUUUUCAUAGGGAAACAGCUUCUUUGAUUCAUUGAAUUGACCCCUUUAUAUUAGUGAACUCGGUUGAACAAAACUGUGCAGGAACGAACCCUAAACCUGUCCACUGACACAGUUUCUUUUUUUUCACAGAUAUUUUUUUUAAUGCUUUAACUGAACCCAGCUCUUCCUCAGAUCAUUACCAUAGAACAAAGAGAAAUUAGUUCACUCCUGGAUAAAUAAAGGUCAAAUAAAUAUAUGUUCUCCUGUGUCUACUGUACUUGUUUGAUUUUUUAAAAAUGCUUUUUUCAUUUUAAUAAUGCUGUAUGUCUUCAGAAUUUGUAAACCAACAGUUGUGGAGAGACUAGGGUUAUUUGUGUCGGAAGUUACUUCUCUUGAGAAAUUCACUAAUCGUUGGAUGACAUUAGGAAAUUGGUGCUCAGGUAUUCAAACAUCUGUACAGUUCAAACAAAUACAAAGAAAAAUAAACAUGCUCAAAUAUACAUUUAUUAAGGAUUAGUGCAUGACAUCAGUUUAUGUUUUUUUUUUUCAUUUGUAACUGCUCUUUAUAAGAGAUUAUUUUCUGCUUUGUCAAGGCCACAUACCAAAAACAGAAUUUGAUUCUAAUAGUUUUCCUUGUUUUUGCAAUUUUUUGUUUUUUCAUGCCAGUAUAUUUCUUCAAAAACUGUACUUUCAUGAACUCAGGGAAUACCAUUUGUAUAUGUAGACAAGGGUUUUUAAGUCAAGAAUUGAAUAUUAAAAAAGUAUUAAAACAUUUACCAUGAAUCAAUAAAGAUUUUGCACAAAUAAAA
This is a messenger RNA of Anguilla rostrata (American eel), 3462 nucleotides long. It is a transcript of the gene nfil3-4, whose product is annotated as nuclear factor, interleukin 3 regulated, member 4. The transcript has 2 exons. Gene Ontology annotation, biological process: regulation of DNA-templated transcription; circadian rhythm. The record is from RefSeq and is a predicted model, not a curated record. The coding region runs from base 653 to 1555 and encodes 300 amino acids. Gene Ontology annotation, molecular function: DNA-binding transcription factor activity; DNA binding. NCBI's taxonomy places the organism in Eukaryota, Metazoa, Chordata, Actinopteri, Anguilliformes, Anguillidae. Gene Ontology annotation, cellular component: nucleus.